Messenger RNA from Durio zibethinus, 540 nucleotides. NCBI's taxonomy places the organism in Eukaryota, Viridiplantae, Streptophyta, Magnoliopsida, Malvales, Malvaceae. The record is from RefSeq and is a predicted model, not a curated record.
AUGCGACAUGUCACAGAAGCAAAUGCCAAUUAUGUCAAGCUCAGCAAAUUAACUAAUUCCUACUUUGAUUCCAAACUUGUUCUAAACCUUGGAGGUUCAAAGAAGGAAAAAAACUUUAUCUGUAGAAUGAAGACAGGACCACGUGAGUCUGGUGAAGCAUCCAACGAUGGAAUCCCAGCAAAACUGAUGAUCAGUGGGGUUGCUAUACUAGAAUUCAUACUGAGAAUCCUUGCUGCUGCAGGAACACUAGGGAGUGCUAUGGCCAUAGGGACUACUAAAGAAACAGUUCCACUAUUCUCUCAAUCAAUCCUAUUAAAUGCCGAAUAUAGUGAUCUUCCUAUGUUGACAUUCUUUCUGAUUGUCAAUUCAGUUGCCUUUGCCUAUCUUGUGCUUUCUCUUCCCCUAUCUUUCUACCACAUUAUCAGGAGAGCAGCCAAAAACAGUCGAAUCAUCAUAGCUUUAGUUUGGGGCAUCUUGUUUGUAUCUGUGCUAAAAAUAGGCAAAAGCAUGUCAGAUGCUUCAACUAAGCUAAUUAGUUGA